GAGCCGGCGAGCAUUAAUAAAUCUCUAAGCCGAGGAGGCAACUCUGGCUGGGGCAGUGCGCGCAGCUCCGGCGGGGUGUUGCGUGGAACGGCGGCGCCCGAGCGGGUGGCGGCAGGAGCAGCCCAGCUAGCAAAACACACUAGAGGCAACAAACCGAGGGGAACCCUCUCUCCCGUAAACACACUCCCCUCCUCGGCCACUUUCCCCGGGGGGCCGCGCGCCUGCCUGCUUUGGAGCCGGAGAAGGCUCGGACUGCUAUGUAACGUCGAGGCUGCGGGAGGAGAGGAAGGAAGGGGUGUGGGGAGAAGAGGAGGCUGGGGCCAAGUUUGUGGCCACUUCGACAGGCGCCCUCUUAGCCCUCGCCCGCUCCUUCUUGUAGCCUGGUUGGCCUGGGUGCCCUUGGCCUUCCUUCCCCAGCUCCCCAGCUGCUGCUGCGGUUCCCGGCGACAUGGUGACGAUGGAGGAACUGCGGGAGAUGGACUGCAGCGUGCUCAAAAGGCUCAUGAACCGCGAUGAGAACGGCGGCGGCGCGGGCGGCAGCGGCAGCCACGGCGCCCUGGGGCUGCUGAGCAGCGGCAAGUGCCUGCUGCUGGACUGCAGACCGUUCCUGGCUCACAGCGCGGGCUACAUCCGAGGCUCGGUUAACGUGCGCUGCAAUACCAUCGUGAGGCGGAGGGCCAAGGGCUCCGUGAGCCUGGAGCAGAUUCUGCCGGCCGAGGAAGAAGUGCGCGCCCGCCUGCGCUCUGGCCUCUACUCGGCCGUCAUCGUCUACGACGAGCGCAGCCCGCGCGCCGAGAGCCUUCGCGAGGACAGCACCGUGUCGCUGGUCGUGCAGGCGCUGCGCCGUAACGCCGAGCGCACAGACAUCUGUCUGCUGAAAGGUGGCUACGAGAGGUUUUCUUCCGAGUACCCAGAGUUCUGCUCCAAAACCAAGACCCUGGCAGCCAUCCCACCACCUGUGCCCCCUAGUGCCACUGAGUCCUUGGACCUGGGCUGCAGCUCCUGUGGGACCCCACUACACGACCAGGGGGGUCCCGUGGAGAUCCUCCCUUUCCUCUACCUCGGCAGUGCCUACCAUGCUGCCCGCAGAGACAUGCUUGACGCCCUGGGGAUCACAGCCCUGCUCAAUGUCUCCUCGGACUGUCCCAACCACUUUGAAGGACAUUUCCAGUACAAGUGCAUCCCCGUAGAAGACAACCACAAGGCUGAUAUCAGCUCCUGGUUCAUGGAAGCCAUCGAGUACAUCGAUGCCGUGAAGGACUGCCGAGGGCGAGUGCUGGUUCACUGCCAGGCGGGCAUCUCCAGGUCAGCCACCAUCUGCCUGGCCUACCUGAUGAUGAAGAAACGCGUGAGGCUGGAGGAAGCCUUCGAGUUCGUCAAGCAGCGCAGGAGCAUCAUCUCGCCCAACUUCAGCUUCAUGGGGCAGCUGCUGCAGUUCGAAUCCCAGGUGCUCACCACCACCACGUCGUCGUCGUGCGCGGCGGAGGCGGCCAGCCCUUCGGGGCCCCUGCGGGAGAGGGGCAAGGCCACGCCCACGCCCACGUCGCAGUUCGUCUUCAGCUUCCCGGUGUCUGUGGGUGUGCACUCGGCCCCCAGCAGCCUGCCCUACUUGCACAGCCCCAUCACCACGUCCCCCAGCUGUUAGGGCUAGCCUCGGGAACACUAAGUCAUCCAGGGUUGGCACCCCCCCCCCCCCGCCACGCCAGCCAGGGUUGGACAAGCCACACUGUGGGCAGCAAGUAGGGACUGACUGAUCAGUGGGGUGGGGGGGCCACGUGACCACGCUCCGUCCUCAUCCAUUUCUCCUUGGCUAACCAACCACAGGGCCAGCUAGAAUGGCAAUAACGACUUCGAAUACACCUUAAAAGCAAACAAACAAAACACUCCAACCUAGAGCAAUAACGGCAGCGUCCGCGGCCAGGGAAGACUGGUUUAUGUGUCGGUUUUACUUUGCAGGUAGAUAUUUACCUCAUUUUUUUUUUUUUUUUUAAAGCAGUAAGGCUUGAAGUUAUGAAGUCCACAGAUCCUGGCAAAUGUGCUCAACCAAUUUUAUUAAGUAGAGAGGGAGAGAGGAGGAAACAAGUUUUUGCCGGAAGUGCCUGGCUGGCUGUGCGCUUGUUCUAAUACUGUCUUCAUAGGAAUUUUGUGCUAGGUACUUCUAGGCCACAGUAUUCCCUUCUGAUUAGUCGUCAACUGAAUAUUUAUGCUGAAUGAGAACUUCUUUAAGGUGUGUGAGCAGGAGCCUGGUGAUGUGGAUUUGGAAUGUAUUUCUGUUGAGGGUCACACAGUAGAGCACAGAAACGCACAGGCGUGCUAGCAAGGAGGAAGUGAGUGGUUGGUGUCUGGGUUUCAACCUGGUCGCCAUCCUGCAUUAUUGCCACCAAGAAACAAGCAGGGUGAUAGGCAAGGAAAAGGGUCUGUGGUUGGUCACUAUGACAGCUGGUUCCUGGACACACUGACCCAGGCACGCACGCUCUUCCCUCCAGUGACCCAUUUGGUGGUGGCCAGAGCGUUUUCUUCCAGCUUGCCUAGCUAGGAUUUGGAUAUUGUCUGUGACAAAUGCCAUAUUUCAAGAGGUGCUCCUGGAAAACUGGGUGCCAUUCAGAUUUUCCUACAGUGAGUCAUUUGGCGAGGCCCCCAUCAAAGCCAGCUCACUAAAGAUGAACUAAAAACAAAAAAAACAAAAAAAACAACGAAUCCUUUUGUAAAGUUGAAGUGUACCAUCCUCUCUCUCUUGGAUAAAUUGGAGUUUUCAGUUUUAGGCAUUUACUUGAAGUAUACCAAGAAAUUCUUGUUAUUAAAUCCCUGUUUGACAAGUGAAUACUUACUUUCAAAAGCCCUCUUGAAUAAAAAGAUAAGUGUUGGCCGUGACUCGGGGCUGCUUAAAGUAUGGAAGGGUGAGAGUACCAGUGGUGGGGACCGGCUGCCGGCUCCUGUGAAAUGCAUCCUGGGUGACUUAGCCGUUUUGGAUUCUGACCGGGUUAAGGCCAUAUUUAAGGAGCCUUUCCAAAUGGAGGAAUGGCUUUGGAGGAGUGAGUGUGUUUUCUGUGGGGAAGGCUUGGGGUGGGGGAGGGGACACGUUCCAUCUGUAGUGCUGGGGAAACAGUAGUGUGGGGUGCCAGAUUAGAGGUCACUGAAGACGUGUCAGGAACGAGAGCAUGGUUUCUCCCCCUUUUGAGAGUCUAGAUCUCAGUGAACAUUCUUGAUCACACAUAAAUAACUUCAAGCCUCAAUGUCACAAUCACGGUGGAAUGCUCUUUUCUCAUCCAACAUCCCAGCUAGCCCGGGUUCAUUACAUUUCCUUCUGUGAACUGUGAACCUGUGUUGGCAUGACCUGUAUUGGUGGCCUGUGUCAAACUCUGCCUUCGGGUGAGUCUGGAGUCCUCACUUCCUGUUUGUAGAAAAAGGAGGGUGCCCUGCUUCCCUGACGCUGCUGCCUGGCUGAAGGCAUGAAGGGGCUGAGCUCCCCGAUGGCUGACCCAUCAGAGAUGGUGGACCCUAGUUGGAUGGUCCUACCUUUCCCCCUGCUUCCUGGCAGCUGCUUCAGGUUUGCUGAAGGAUUAGAUUAGAUGAGUUGUAUAGCGAGACAAGUCCUGGGUUCCAAGAAUGUAAGGCCUUCUGGGGGGCAGAUAGAUAGCUUUUAGACGACAUUCACUUUUUAUAUGAGUGUGUUUGCCAAAUGUGGCCUAGUUCCCAGACUGGAUCCCAACCACACAGGCAGUGGGAGCUCCAGAUGUCCGUCCCCUGCUUCCUAAUUCAAGCCUUCUAUGACAAUGUCAAGGGGCUAUUUAUAAAGUCAUUUUCUUUGUACUUGAUAACAGCAUGAGACCCAGAACUCUUAGAAAGAAAAUAGGACAUUGGUUUGAUUGAAAAAAAAAAAAAGGGAGGGGACCUUAAAAAACUGUUAUUCUCUCCCCAGUGGCCUCUUUGAUGGCUUGGAAUAGCUCUAAUGAAGACCCUGUCCCAGGGUCAUUCCAAAUGGUUAGUUUCAAAAGACAGCAUCCCGUCCAUGAACUGAUUUCUGGUGAUGGGGCAUUUUUGGAAUGGCAGAAAGCCAUUGAGUAUUGGUCAGAAUGAGGAACACACCCAGUUCUCCCCAGGGGUCUUGUCUCAUCCAUGGGUGUUUGUGGGGGAGUCUGAAGGUUGAAGUCCAUGUGAGCAGGUGGCUAGCGGCUCUCAGCUUCCUUCUCCCCGAGACCUCUGCUUGGCUUUCAGUCAGGCUGGGGAAGCCAUGAGGAGUGACUUGGGAGAGUGACUUGAGAGAGUCCUUGGGAAGGUGGGAAGAGGGAGGGAAGAUUGGGGGUUAAUCCCAAGGGGAAGGGACAGGAAACCUGUGGUAACGAUACAAUAGUUAUUAGUUGUCCAUCAUAGUCACCUGGGCAACCUUUAAAAUCCUCAUAUCCACGUGACCUUGACCAAAUAAACCAGGACUCACGUGGGUGGGACCCAGGCACCAAUACGUUAACAGUGUUCCUAAGUGCUUUCCGUGUGCAGCCAAGUUUUGGAGAUGCAUUGCUUCUGGAUGGUGAAAUUCCCACAGAGGUGAAACAGGAGCUACAGCUGUCCCACUCUCCACAGCUGGCUGAGGGCUGAGGUGGUUUCUUUGGGGGAGCCCGAGUGGGAACCAAUUUGCGGAGCAUUGUGAGUGGGCUUAAUAUAGUGUCUGGGUGUUGAUGUAUUCCCGUAAACUUUGUCUCCAUCGAGAAAGAUGGAGCCAGUCUGUGUCUGUUUUGGAGUCCUUCCAGUGCCCUGCCCUUUAGAGCUCAUGAAUCAUCCAAAAGACUUCAGAAAGGUAACAAUGCAAUACUUGUUAACUUGUGUAAAUAGCCCAUCUUUCUGAGUGGUGUCAUUUCUACAUUUGAUAUGCCUGUAUUUCUGUAGGAUGUACAUAGUUUAGGGGAUUUUUGUUUUUUAGAAGAGUCCAACAUGUCUGUUUUUAUUUAUUGCUUGAAAAAGAUCAUUUGAAGAAAAAAUAAAUACAUUUUCAACCAUU
Molecule: messenger RNA, 4993 nt
Organism: Peromyscus californicus insignis
Lineage: Eukaryota; Metazoa; Chordata; Mammalia; Rodentia; Cricetidae
Gene: Dusp4
Product: dual specificity phosphatase 4
Exons: 4
Coding region: 449-1645 (398 amino acids)
Biological process (GO): protein dephosphorylation; negative regulation of MAPK cascade; endoderm formation
Cellular component (GO): cytoplasm; nucleus
Molecular function (GO): MAP kinase tyrosine/serine/threonine phosphatase activity; protein tyrosine/threonine phosphatase activity
Source: RefSeq, a predicted model, not a curated record